Messenger RNA from Xenia sp. Carnegie-2017, 1129 nucleotides. Its product is annotated as protein farnesyltransferase/geranylgeranyltransferase type-1 subunit alpha-like. The record is from RefSeq and is a predicted model, not a curated record. The coding region runs from base 54 to 1016 and encodes 320 amino acids. The transcript is spliced from 7 exons. Gene Ontology annotation, biological process: protein geranylgeranylation; protein farnesylation. Gene Ontology annotation, cellular component: protein farnesyltransferase complex; CAAX-protein geranylgeranyltransferase complex; cytoplasm. Lineage: Eukaryota; Metazoa; Cnidaria; Anthozoa; Malacalcyonacea; Xeniidae. Gene Ontology annotation, molecular function: protein farnesyltransferase activity; CAAX-protein geranylgeranyltransferase activity.
ACUACUUGCAUGGUUUCGUGGGCUCAUUCAUUCUCGACCUUUAUGAGAAGAAUAUGGCGAGUGAUUCUUCUGAUGAGGAUAUAGAAGAUUGGGUAUUUUACCGAGAUAGACUGGAAUGGAAAGAUGUAACACCAAUUGAACAAGAUGAAGGACCUUUUUCUGUUGUUGCUAUUGCUUAUUCUGAAAAAUUUAAAGAUGUUUACGAUUAUUUUCGUGCCAUAAUUAAAUCUGAAGAGAAAAGUCAACGAGCUUUGGAAUUGACUGCAGAUGCUGCUCGACUAAAUCCAGCCAAUUAUACUGUCUGGCAUUACAGAAGGUUGCUAAUUAAAACUCUUGAGAAAGAUUUACAAGAAGAGCUAGAAUUUGUAACUGAUGUCAUUUGUGAUCAUCCCAAGAAUUACCAAGUUUGGUAUCACAGAAGGGUUGUUGUGGAUUGGUUGAAAGAUCCAUCCAAGGAACUUGACUUCUCAGCAUCCAUUCUUGAGCUUGAUGCAAAAAAUUAUCACACAUGGCAACACAGACAGUGGGUUAUCAAAGAAUUUAAACUUUGGAAAAAUGAGAUGGAAUUUGUGAACAAACUGCUUGCUGAUGACAUAAGAAAUAAUUCUGCUUGGAACCAAAGAUAUUUUGUUAUCACUCACACCAGUGGUUUUACUGACGAAGUAAUAAAAAAUGAAAUUGAUUAUCUGGUUGAGGUUAUAAAAGAUGUGCCAAAUAAUGAGAGUGCUUGGAAUUAUCUAACAGGUAUUCUGGAAAAAGGCCGAGCUAGCAAAGAAAAUGAAUUGCGGAAUAUUAUAUUUCGUUGGAUUGAAGAUGGAAUGGAUUCGCCAUACUUAUUAAGUUUUGCUAUUGAUAUUUAUGAAGAAGAUCUUGAAAGUGGAAAUUGCUCCAAUGAAAUAUUUGAAAAAGCACAAGAGCUGUGCAAAGUAUUGGCAAAUGAUGUAGACUGUAUCAGGAAAGAAUAUUGGAAUUAUGUCAGCAGACGUCUUCUUGCAAAAUAUGGCAACAAAUCAUAGAAAAAGAGGAUUAAAUCACUCAUGUACUCAAAUACAGUUGUCAUUACACUUUUUAUAUGUAUAUUGAAAUUAUUCAUUGUCAUGUGAUAUUAAUUAUGUCAACUGUCAUAUUA